This is a messenger RNA of Zophobas morio, 2935 nucleotides long. Its product is annotated as UDP-glycosyltransferase UGT5-like. The coding region runs from base 89 to 2920 and encodes 943 amino acids. Lineage: Eukaryota; Metazoa; Arthropoda; Insecta; Coleoptera; Tenebrionidae. Gene Ontology annotation, molecular function: UDP-glycosyltransferase activity. The record is from RefSeq and is a predicted model, not a curated record. The transcript has 9 exons.
UGGUCCCUCUAAACGAUAGUGGUUUAUCAGAUCCUCCGAACAGUUCGGUUGUGAUGCUGAAAGACCACUAUUCAAAAAUUCGUGCACGAUGAUUAAAUUUCUCCUUAUUUUGUGCUUGAGUGUCAACUGUGUGCUCAGCAGUAACAUCCUCUACAUUUCCCCGGUACCAUCACCAAGCCAUCACAUAUGGAACCGAGCUUUCGCCUUCGGUCUCGCCAGCAAAGGCCACAACGUCACGUUGAUAGGGCCCGAUCGAGACAAAGUCAACCCGGCCAACUACACUCAUCUAUACAUAGAAGGUUCGUAUGAAAGUUUUCACGAGUCCGUGGACAUGCUAGACAUGGCGGAUAACGGCCCUAUGGAUACCAUAACCCAGUUCGUAGACUUCUGCCUCAUACUAUGUAAAGCAGGUUUAAAAAGCCGAGGUCUUGAACAACUAUUAGAAUAUCCACCGGAUUUCAAGUUCGAUCUGAUCAUUACUGAUGCUACGAUAGGAACCUGUUUCCACCCGCUCAUCCACAAAUUUAACUACCCUCCGACUAUUGCCGUCACCCCGUUUCUACUACCUUCGUUCCUAUCUUACAAUUUUGGCAAUCACUUAAACCCAGCGUACGUACCCUGGUAUGGGUUGCCUUAUACCAACGACAUGACUUUGAUUCAACGCCUGUGGAACUACCUAUUCACCUACAUGGAAACCGUCGUCAAAAACACCCAACAAAAGAAAUUAGAAUACGAAACUGCGAAAAAACACUUCGGGGAAGACACACCACCUGUGGAGAAGCUAGAGCGCCACGUAUCUUUGUUGCUAGCAAACUAUGACCCCGUUUUGAACUAUCCGCAAAUUUUGACACCUAAUAUUAUUCCUGUCGGGGGUCUGCAUACCAGAAGGGGCAAGGAAAUACCCAAAGACUUAGAAAACAUUCUUAGCAGUGCCAAAAACGGCAUCGUUGUGUUCUCGUUGGGUACCAAUGUCCGUUCAGACAUGCUAGACAAGACGACACAAAAAUCUCUAAUUCAAGCUUUCAGUAAGUUGUCGGAAACCGUGAUCUGGAAAUUCGAAAGCGAGCUCGAUAAUGUGCCCAAGAACGUCAUUAUUAGGAAGUGGUUGCCCCAGAACGAUAUUCUAGGUCACCCGAAUGUGAAGCUGUUCAUCGGACACGGGGGCGCCUUGAGUACCCAAGAAGCCAUCUAUAACGGGGUACCCAUGAUCUGCGUGCCUUUCUUUUUUGACCAACACAUCAACACAAGGGACAUUAUAAACAGGAAGUUGGGGAUCUCUCUCGACUAUAAAAGAAUCACGACGGAUUACGUCUUCGGAAAAAUAAGGGAAAUUUUGGAUAAUCCAAGCUACACCACCAACAUGAAACGAGUUUCGAGGAUAUACAGAGAUCGGACCGAAACUCCUUUAGAGAGGGCGAUUUUUUGGGCAGAGUACGCGAUUCGGCAUGAUGGUGCCCAGUUUUUGAGCACUCCGGCACGGGAUCUUCCAUUUUAUAUAGUUUCAGGGUUGGACGUUGUUGCGUGUUUGGUUUUAGCAACUAUUGCAAUACUUUUGUUGCUUUGUAAGAUUGUAAAAUUUGUUACGUCUCUUAUUGAGGGUGGUCAAACUACCAAAGCGGCAACUCUGUGCAUGUUAAGCACAAAAAAUUCUUGCACGAUGAUCCAAUUCGUCCUUUUUUUGUGCUUGAGUAUCAACUGCGUGCUUAGUAGCAACAUCCUCUACAUUUCCCCAAUACCAGCACCAAGCCAUCACAUAUGGAACCGUGCCUUCGCCUUGGGUCUAACCAGGAAAGGCCACAACGUCACUUUAAUAGGAUCCAACCAAGACAAAGUCAACGCCGUCAACUACAGUUACCUAUACAUGGAAGGUGUGCUUGAAAGUUUUGACAAACCCGUACAUAUGCUUGACAUGGCGGACAACGGCCCUAUGGAUACUAUAACCCAUUUCGCAGACUUUUGCCUCGUAGCAUGUAAAGCGGGUUUAAAAAGUCGAGGUCUUCAACAACUUUUGGAAUAUCCCUCGAAUUUCAAGUUUGAUUUGAUCAUUAUUGAUGCUACGGUAGGAACCUGUUUCUAUCCACUUAUUCACAAGUUUAAUUACCCUCCGACUAUUGCGGUCACCGCGUUUCUUUUACCUUCAUAUCUGUCAUACAAUUUUGGCAAUCAUUUAUACCCAUCGUACGUACCAUGGUAUGGGCUAGCUUAUACCAACGAGAUGACUUGGAUUCAACGCCUGUGGAACUGCCUAUUCACGUUCAUGGAAAGCUUCAUCAGAAACACCCAAUACAAGAAAUUGGAAUAUGAAUCCGGUAGGAAAAUUUUUGGGGAAGACACACCACCUGUGGAGAAGCUACAGAACCACAUAUCUUUGUUGCUAGCAAACUAUGACCCCGUUUUAAACUAUCCACAAAUUUUGACGCCUAAUAUUAUUUCUGUUGGUGGUCUUCAUACCAGAAGGGGCAAAGAAAUACCCAAAGACCUAGAAAACGUCCUGAAUGAUGCCAAAAACGGCAUCAUUUUAUUUUCGUUGGGUUCGAAUAUCCGUUCAGAUAUGCUAGACAAGACGACACAAAAAUCUCUAGUUCAAGCUUUCAGUAAAUUUUCAGAAACGGUGAUCUGGAAAUUCGAAAGCGACCUCGAUAAUUUGCCCAAAAACGUCAUUGUUAGGAAGUGGUUGCCCCAAAACGACAUUCUAGGUCACCCGAAUGUGAAGCUGUUUAUCGGACACGGUGGCGCCUUGAGUACCCAAGAGGCCAUCUAUAACGGGGUACCAAUGAUCUGCGUGCCGUUCUUUUAUGAUCAACACAUCAACGCAAGGUACAUUGUAAAUAGGAAUUUGGGGAUCUCUCUCGACUUUAAAAAAAUCACGACGGAUUACGUGUUAGGAAAAAUAAGAGAAAUUUUGGAUAAUCCAAGGUAAGUUGUUUAAUUUCGA